CCUGCCCAAACACACCUGCGGAUGCAGCGGCAGCGGGCGGAUCAGUCGCAGCUCCGGUCCCGGGACUAGCGAGCGGAGUCAGGCAGCUCCAGCGCAGCCAGGAGAGAGCGGCCGGGGCGCGGGUGGCGGCGGCGGCAGCAGCAGCAGCAUGGAGAAGGCGCACAGCAAGACGGUGGAAGAAGUUCUCGCCCACUUCGCCGUGAAUGAGAACACGGGGCUGAGCCUCGAGCAAGUGAAGCAGAGCCAGGAGCGCUGGGGCUUCAACGAACUUCCUGCGGAAGAAGGGAAGUCCCUGUGGGCCCUUGUGCUGGAACAAUUUGAAGAGCUGCUGGUGAGGAUCCUCCUGCUGGCUGCCUGCGUCUCAUUUGUCUUGGCUUGGUUUGAGGAUGAGAAAACCAUCACGGCAUUCGUGGAACCCUUUGUGAUCCUCCUAAUCCUGAUAGUGAAUGCUCUAGUUGGCGUUUGGCAGGAAAGGAACGCAGAGAAUGCCAUCGAGGCGCUCAAAGAGUAUGAACCCGAGAUGGGCAAGGUGUACCGCAUGGACCGGAAGGCUGUGCAGAGAAUCAAAGCUCGAGACAUUGUGCCUGGAGACAUUGUGGAAAUCGCAGUUGGUGAUAAAGUCCCCGCUGACAUCAGGAUUAUCGGCAUCAAGUCAACAACACUGCGAGUGGACCAGUCCAUUCUUACAGGUGAAUCUGUCUCUGUCAUCAAGCACAGUGAUCCCGUGCCUGACCCACGAGCUGUAAACCAGGACAAGAAGAACAUGCUGUUUUCGGGAACCAACAUUGCGGCCGGGAAGGCUCUGGGUGUGGUCGUGGCCACGGCCAUCAACACCGAGAUCGGCAAGAUUCGCAACCAGAUGGCGUCCACGGUAUGCGAGAAGACUCCCCUCCAGCAGAAGCUGGACGAGUUUGGCCAGCAGCUCUCCAAGGUGAUAUCCAUCAUCUGCGUGGCCGUCUGGGUCAUCAACAUCGGCCACUUCAAUGACCCCGUCCACGGAGGGUCGUGGGUUCGCGGCGCCAUCUACUACUUCAAGAUCGCGGUGGCGCUGGCGGUGGCUGCCAUCCCCGAGGGACUGCCCGCUGUCAUCACCACCUGCCUGGCCCUGGGCACCCGCCGCAUGGCCAAGAAGAACGCCAUCGUCCGCAGCCUUCCCUCCGUGGAAACCCUGGGCUGCACCUCAAUCAUCUGCUCCGACAAGACAGGCACACUCACCACCAACCAGAUGUCCGUCUGUAAGAUGUUCGUGGUCGAUACGGUGGUGGGGGACAAGUGUAAGCUGCAUGAGUUCAACAUCACGGGAUCUACCUACGCACCAGAGGGGGAAGUGUUCAUGGGUGACAAGCCCAUUGAAACCAGCCAGUACGCCGGACUUGUUGAGCUGGCUACUAUUUGUGCCCUGUGCAACGAUUCCUCCCUGGAUUACAAUGAAACUAAGGGAAUUUACGAGAAGGUUGGGGAAGCCACAGAAACAGCUCUCGUUUGCCUGGUGGAAAAGAUGAACGUUUUCAACACUGAUAUCAGCAACAUCACUAAAGUGGAGAAAGCCACCUACUGCAACAAUACCAUCAAGCAGCUGAUGAAGAAGGAUGUGACACUGGAAUUCUCCCGCGAUCGCAAGUCCAUGUCUGUCUACUGCUCUCCCGUCAGUCCAUCGGUCGGAGCUGGGAACAAGAUGUUUGUGAAGGGGGCUCCUGAAGGAGUAAUCGAGCGUUGCAAUUACAUCCGUUACGGCACCUCCAGAGUGCCCCUGACACCCCGACUGAAGGAGCAGAUCCUGAGCGUGAUCAAGGAGUGGGGAACGGGACGGGACACGCUGCGCUGUUUGGCGCUGGCAACCCGGGACAGCCCACUCAAGAAGGACGAGAUGGACCUGGAGGAUGCCACCAAAUUCAUCAAGUAUGAGACUGACCUCACGUUUGUGGGCUGUGUGGGGAUGUUGGACCCCCCGAGGAAAGAAGUGGUGGACGCCAUCCGCAGGUGUGAGAAGGCCGGGAUCCGUGUCAUCAUGAUCACCGGUGACAACAAGGGCACGGCCAUCGCCAUCUGCCGCCGGGUUGGGAUCUUCGGUGUGGACGAGGACGUGUCGGGGAAGGCCUACACUGGCCGCGAAUUCGACGACCUGUCGCUGGAGGAGCAGCGGGAAGCCUGUCGCUCCACCCGCUGCUUUGCCCGCGUCGAGCCCUCGCACAAGUCGAAGAUCAUCGAGUACCUACAGUCGUUCGAUGAGAUCACAGCCAUGACGGGAGAUGGCGUUAAUGAUGCUCCUGCUCUAAAGAAGGCUGAGAUUGGGAUUGCCAUGGGCUCAGGAACUGCUGUGGCUAAGACGGCAGCAGAAAUGGUGUUGUCAGACGACAACUUCUCCACCAUCGUGUCGGCCGUGGAGGAGGGGCGAGCUAUCUACAACAACAUGAAGCAGUUUAUUCGCUACCUUAUCUCCUCCAACGUGGGCGAAGUGGUCUGCAUUUUCCUCACUGCCAUCCUGGGCUUGCCCGAGGCCCUGAUCCCGGUGCAGCUGCUCUGGGUGAACCUGGUGACAGACGGUCUUCCAGCCACGGCUCUGGGCUUCAACCCUCCCGACCUCGACAUCAUGAACAAACCACCUCGCAAUCCCAAGGAGUCCCUCAUUAGCGGCUGGCUCUUCUUCCGAUACAUCGCCAUUGGAGUGUACGUUGGCCUGGCGACAGUCGGAGCAGCCACCUGGUGGUUCAUGUACGAUGAGACUGGUCCACAGGUCACCUUCAACCAGCUGCGACACUUCAUGCAGUGCACCGCGGACAACCCGCUCUACCAGGACGUUGAGUGUUCCGUCUUUGCUUCCCGCUUCCCGACAACCAUGGCGCUGUCCGUCCUGGUGACCAUCGAGAUGUGCAACGCUUUGAACAGCUUGUCAGAGAACCAGUCGUUGUUGAGGAUGCCGCCCUGGGUGAACAUCUGGCUUCUGGGGACAAUCUGCAUAUCCAUGUCUCUGCACUUCCUGAUCCUCUACGUGGAGCCACUCCCUCUGGUCUUCCAAGUGACUGCUCUGGACUGGCAUCAGUGGGUGAUGGUCCUGAAGAUCUCACUGCCCGUCAUCUUAGUGGACGAGUCACUCAAAUUUCUGUCCCGUAACUACAUUGAGGGAGGAGAAGGUGACAAAUACAGGAAGAACAGGCAGCUGAAAUUCUAGGAACUGGCCGGAAAUUCGCGCUCCGAGAGAGUCCAACGCACGACGUUCACAUCAUGCACCAACGAGCGUUUGUUCUCUGUCAGGGGUGUGCGGCCAAACUUCUUGCAUUUCCCAGUUGUGUAGAUCUCCCUGUGAACGCCGUGUGCAAUAACUGGACAGCUGGCCUGCGUCUGAAACGCGAGUGUCUGUGUAAGGGUAAAAAAUGUCAACUGGAAUGAAUUCUAUAACGGAUCUUUAGCGUUUGACAGAAUGAUGUGGUGUUUUGUUUAGUAGUUCCUGUUGGCUCUGUGCCCUUUCCUCUUCAUUGUACUGUUCACCAGAAAAUUAGAAUCCCCCUUUAAAUUCUAUGGA
Messenger RNA from Amblyraja radiata (thorny skate), 3520 nucleotides. It is a transcript of the gene atp2a3, whose product is annotated as ATPase sarcoplasmic/endoplasmic reticulum Ca2+ transporting 3. The record is from RefSeq and is a predicted model, not a curated record. NCBI's taxonomy places the organism in Eukaryota, Metazoa, Chordata, Chondrichthyes, Rajiformes, Rajidae. Gene Ontology annotation, molecular function: ATP hydrolysis activity; P-type calcium transporter activity; ATP binding. Gene Ontology annotation, cellular component: membrane. Bases 149 to 3169 code for a protein of 1006 amino acids. The transcript is spliced from 21 exons. Gene Ontology annotation, biological process: calcium ion transport.